AUGGAGUCUGGAGAGCGGUUAACGUCAUCAUCAGUCUCCUCUGCUGCAGCUGCUUCAACUCCAGUGUCUUCUACACCGUCUGUAGCUUCAGCAGUAUCGAAAGGUGGCCUUUCCACUGGAGCUGCGUCACUGAGUUCCACAAUCAACACAUGCGGACAUACAUUCAGAACAGCUGGGGAUCAACCAUGUAACCUGUCCGCUGUGCCAAGUGCCUUCUCAGGCCACUCAGUCUUUGGUCCACAUGUAGCCAGCUCAGGGGUUUCAGAGUUUGGUGGCUUGGGAGCACUUGGUGCACCCACAACCUUAGCGGCACAUCCCUGGCUAGCACGUUUUCCAGAAUGGUGGCGAACAACUGACACACGCUCUCGUCCUGGGGCAGCUUUUUUCCCACCGCUCUUGGGAAUUCCACCGCUGUUUGCACCUCCUGCACAGAAUCAUGAUUCUGCUUCAUUCCACUCAAGAGCUACAGGAAAAAAUAGUCGGAGCAGUACAGAAAAAGGUAUAAAUGGAGCACUGAAUGGGAACAGUACCACUGCAGUAUCUGGUAUCAGCACAUCUGUACUAUCCACUGGCAUUGCAGCAUCUGCAGGACAAGUGAAAGCUAUAACCUCAGGAGCAGGAGGCCGCAAAUACAACCAGGAGCAAAGCAAAGUUCAGCUUUUGGACACCAGAGCUGACAAAAUCAAAGAUAAGAAGCCCAGAAAAAAAGCAGUGGAAAGCUCUAGUAACAGUGACAGUGAUUCGGGCUCCUCUUCAGACACCUCAAGUGAAGGCAUAAGUAGUAGUGACUCUGAUGAUCUCGAGGAGGAUGAAGAGGAGGAGGAGGACCAGAGUGCUGAAGAGAGUGAAGAUGAUGAAUCUGAUUCUGAAAAUGAAGCACAUCACAAAACCAAGAACAAGGUGCUAAUGCAUAGUGGUGUAACAGAUAUGAAAACUGAUGGACAAAAACCACACGAAAAGUCCCAAGAGAAAGCAGCACACCAGCAGAUACCUCUUGUGUCUGAUUCCCAGACUCACUCAUCAUUCCAGUCCCAGCAGAAGCAGCCUCAGGUUUUGUCACAGCAGCUUCCGUUUAUUUUCCAAAGCUCUCAGGCAAAGGAUGAAUCUGUGAACAAACACACGAGUGUAAUACAGUCUACGGGAUUGGUUCCCAAUGUGAAACCUUUGUCUUUGGUACAUCAAGCCAAAAAGGAAACCUAUUUAAAACUCAUAGUUCCUUCCCCUGAUCUACUCAAAGCAGGGAAUAAAAAUACCUCUGAAGAAUCUCUCUCUUUGACCAGCGAUGUAAGAUCAAAACGGGAACAAUAUAAACAGACAUUCCCAGCAGCCCAGCUAAAGAAACAGGAAUCAUCUAAGAACCUGAAGAAGGUUAUUGCAGCUUUGUCAAGCCCCAAACCAACAUCUAGUUCACCAGCUCAUCAAAAACUCGCAUCCUUGGAAAACAACCAUUCUAAUCCAUUCCUGACAAAUGCACUUUUAGGUAAUCACCAACCCAAUGGAGUUAUUCAGAGCGUCAUCCAGGAGGCUCCUCUUGCACUUACUACGAAACUGAAAUCCCAGACCAAGAUCAAUGAAAGUGUAGCCAUUUCUAGUAGUGCCCCCUUUUCUUUGCCAAUAAACUUGAGUGCAUGCGGGAAAAAAACAACUGGUAACCGGACACCUGUUAUGCCCUCUACCUCUCCUGUGUUACCUGGUUCAGGAAAGGAUAAAACAGUCAGCAAUAAUGCAGUAAAUGCAGUAAAAACACAACACCGCCUUCAUUCUGCAAAACUGGUGGUGGAGCAAUUCAGAGGGGUAGACUCAGAUGCCCCCAGCAGUAAGGACUCUGACGACUCAAAUGAUGAUGACGACGACGAUGAAGAUGAGGAUGAGGACGAUGAAGAUGAUGAUUCUGAUGAUAGCCAAUCAGAGUCUGACAGUAAUUCUGAGUCAGAUACAGAAGGGUCUGAGGAUGAAGAUGAUGAGGAUGAUAAAGAUCAAGAUGAAUCGGAUACAGACACUGAGGGAGAAAAAACUCCACUGAAACUGAAUAAAACUUCAUCCUCUGUGAAGAGCUCUUCCAUUGGUCUUGGAGCUCAUUCCACCCCGCUUAAUCUCCAAGUGGCAAAGACCCCAAGCUCUGCGCCAGCUGCCUUAUGUCCUGAGUCCCAGCCUGCGGUUUUUCUUGGGACAGCACCAUCUACUCUUACACCAAGUACACACUGUGGUAUUUCAAAAAGACGAAGAGUAACAGAUGAACGGGAGCUGCGUGUUCCUCUUGAAUAUGGCUGGCAAAGAGAAACCCGAAUAAGAAACUUUGGUGGUCGUCUUCAAGGAGAAGUAGCAUAUUUUGCACCUUGUGGAAAGAAGCUGAGACAGUAUCCUGAAGUAGUAAAGGGUGUGCAGUGGUGUCUUCUGAAGGAAGAGGAAGUCGUUCCCUGUAUCAGAGCUAUGGAAGGGCGUAGAGGACGACCACCAAAUCCAGACAGACAGCACUCUAGAGAGGAGUCUAGAAUGAGACGACGCAAAGGUCGACCUCCGAAUGUUGGUAGCACUGAAUUUCUAGACAACACCGAUGCAAAGCUUUUAAGAAAGCUCCAGGCUCAAGAAAUAGCUAGGCAAGCAGCACAAAUAAAGCUACUGAGAAAACUCCAGAAGCAGGAACAAGCUCGAGCUGCUAAAGAAGCGAAAAAACAGCAAGCUAUUAUGGCAGCUGAAGAAAAGCGCAAGCAAAAGGAGCAGAUAAAGAUAAUGAAGCAGCAGGAAAAAAUUAAGCGAAUCCAGCAAAUCAGAAUGGAGAAAGAACUUCGAGCUCAGCAAAUUUUAGAGGCAAAAAAGAAAAAGAAGGAAGAAGCAGCAAAUGCCAAAUUAUUGGAGGCCGAAAAACGAAUAAAGGAAAAAGAGAUGCGAAGGCAGCAAGCUGUUCUUCUGAAGCACCAGGAACGAGAAAGGAGAAGACAACAUAUGAUGCUUAUGAAAGCCAUGGAAGCACGUAAAAAAGCAGAAAGCGAGCGGUUAAAACAAGAGAAACGUGAUGAAAAAAGAUUAAAUAAAGAACGUAAACUGGAACAGCGAAGAUUGGAAUUAGAAAUGGCAAAGGAGCUAAAGAAACCUAAUGAAGAUAUGUGCUUAGCAGACCAGAAGCCUUUGCCAGAGUUGCCUCGCAUCCCAGGCCUUAUUCUCGAUGGAAGCACAUUUUCAGAUUGUCUCAUGGUAGUGCAGUUCCUGCGUAACUUCGGUAAAGUUCUUGGCUUUGAUGUGAAUGCGGAUGUCCCUUCCCUGAGUGUUCUUCAAGAAGGUUUGCUAAACAUAGGGGACAGCAUGGGAGAAGUACAAGACUUGCUUGUCAAGCUUGUCUCUGCAGCUGUUUGUGAUCCAGGACUUGUUACAGGAUACAAGGCUAAAACUAUUCUUGGGGAGCACUUGCUGAAUGUUGGCAUCAAUCGAGAUAAUGUGUCUGAGAUUCUGCAGAUAUUCAUGGAAGCUCACUGUGGGCAAACUGAGCUGACAGAGAGCUUGAAGACAAAAGCUUUUCAGGCACAUACUCCAGCUCAGAAAGCAUCAGUACUUGCUUUUCUUGUCAAUGAGUUAGCGUGCAGCAAAAGUGUAGUAAGUGAAAUUGAUAAAAACAUUGAUUAUAUGUCAAACUUAAGGAGAGAUAAAUGGAUGGUUGAAGGCAAACUUCGGAAGCUUAGAAUCAUUCAUGCAAAGAAAACUGGCAAAAGAGAUGCUACAGGAGGUGGUGACAUAGGAGAGGAACAGCACUCUUUGGAAACACCAACGCCAGGCCGCAAACGCAGACGAAAGGGAGGGGACAGUGAUUACGAUGAUGAUGAUGAUGACGACAGUGAUGAUCAGGCAGAUGAGGAUGAUGAGGAUGAAGACGACAAAGAAGAUAAAAAAGGAAAGAAGGCAGAAGUUUGUGAGGAUGAGGAUGAUGGGGACCAGACAGCAAGUGUUGAAGAACUGGAGAAGCAGAUUGAAAAACUGACAAAGCAACAAAGCCAGUACAGAAAGAAGUUGUUUGAAGCUUCGCACUGUUUGCGUUCAAUGAUGUUUGGUCAAGAUCGUUACAGACGCCGAUACUGGAUUCUGCCCCAAUGUGGUGGUAUUUUUGUAGAAGGCAUGGAAAGUGGUGAAGGCCUAGAAGAAAUUGCAAAAGAAAAAGAGAAGUUAAAAAAGGUAGAAAGCAUGCAUAUCAAAGAAGAAGACUUUGAGACAGAAGAAAAAUUACACUGUUUAAAUACAACUCACUGUGAGCAAAAGGAUGAUCUGAAAGAAAAGGACAACACUAAUUUGUUUUUACAAAAGCCUGGGUCGUUUUCAAAACUAAGCAAACUGUUAGAGGUAGCAAAAAUGCCACCUGAAUCGGACAUUAUGUCCCCAAAACCUAAUGGCAGUGCAGCAAAUGGCUGCACAUUAUCUUAUCCGAGUAACUCAAAAAACUCUCUCAGCAGUCUUCAGCCCGCUGUAUCACAAAGCACCAUUGAGAAGUCUGAUUCUAAUAAUCUUUUCAGUCCUAUUGCAAGUGGGACAGGAAAGUUUUAUAGUUCUCCACUAAUUCCAAAUGAUCAGUUGUUAAAGACUCUUACUGAAAAGAGCAGACAGUGGUUCAGCCUUUUACCAAGAAUACCCUGUGAUGACAUGUCGGUUACCCAUAUAGAUACACCAGCUACUACAACUUCACUUACUCCUCAGUCACAUCCACCAUCAAAGUCACCUUCACCUGUUCCAUCACCUCUUCUGGGCUCAACCUCUACGCAGAGUCCGAUGGGAUUAAGUCCUUUUGCAUUGUCACCACUGCAGAUGAAGGCUGGACUACCUAUAAUGGGACUUCAGUUUUGUGGAUGGCCUACAGGAGUUCUUACUUCAAAUGUUCCAUUUUCAUCUCCUUUACCUGCUCUUGGAUCAGGGUUGGGAUUAUCAGAGGUGAAUGGUAACUCAUUCUUGGCAUCUAGUGUUCCUGCAAGUAAAAGUGAAUCACCAGCACUACAGACUGAAAAAAUAGCUUCUGCCCCUUCUGCAGCGGUUGAAGUAGCCAAACCAGUAGAUUAUCCUAACCCAAAACCUAUACCAGAAGAAAUGCAGUAUGGGUGGUGGAGGAUUACUGAUCCAGAGGACCUAAAAUCUUUGCUUAAAGUGCUGCAUCUCAGGGGAAUAAGAGAAAAGGCCUUACAAAAGCAAAUACAGAAACACAUGGAUUAUAUCACUCUGGCCUGCAUCAAAAAUAAGGACGUUGCAAUUAUUGAUAUCAAUGAAAAUGAAGAUAACCAGGUAACUCGAGAUGUUGUGGAAAACUGGUCGGUAGAAGAACAAGCAAUGGAAAUGGAUCUUGCUAUUCUUCAGCAGGUGGAAGAUCUAGAGAGGAGAGUUGCAUCAGCUAGUUUACAAGUUAAGGGUUGGCUGUGUCCUGAACCUGCAUCAGAGAGAGACGACUUGGUAUAUCGUGAACAUAAGUCAAUUACUAGAUUGCACAAGAAGCACGAUGGAGAUUGUGCUGGAGGCGGAGAAGGCAAUACCAGCUCUCUAGAGCGGAAGAAUGACAACCCUCUAGAUAUAGCUGUAACCAGGCUUGCUGACUUGGAGCGGAACAUAGAGCGAAGAACUGAAGAGGAUAUUGCUCCAGGGCUAAGGGUAUGGAGAAGGGCAUUGUCAGAAGCGCGCAGUGCUGCACAGGUAGCUCUGUGCAUUCAGCAGUUACAGAAAUCAAUAGCAUGGGAAAAAUCUAUUAUGAAAGUUUAUUGCCAAAUUUGUCGAAAGGGAGAUAAUGAGGAACUGCUGCUCCUUUGUGAUGGUUGCGAUAAAGGCUGUCAUACCUACUGCCACAGACCCAAGAUCACUACCAUACCAGAUGGUGACUGGUUUUGUCCUGCCUGCAUAGCAAAGGCAAGUGGUCAAACUCUAAAAAUAAAAAAACUUCAAAUCAAAGGGAAAAAAAGUAAUGAACAAAAGAGAAGCAGGAAAUUAGCAGGAGAUACAGAAGAUGAAGACUCUGCAACUACAAGCACCUCCUUAAAAAGAGGAAAAACGGACCCUAAAAAAAGAAAAAUAGAUGAAAAUGUUUCUAUAAGCCAAUUAAAGCAAGAAAAUUUCACUGCUAUUAAGAAACCGAAAAGAGAUGACUCCAAGGACCUGGCUAUAUGCAGCAUGAUUCUCUCAGAAUUGGAAACUCAUGAAGAUGCUUGGCCUUUCUUACUUCCUGUAAACUUGAAACUUGUUCCUGGUUAUAAGAAAGUUAUUAAAAAACCUAUGGACUUUUCUACCAUUAGAGACAAGCUGAGUAGUGGACAGUAA
Cariama cristata (Red-legged seriema) is the source of this 6273-nucleotide messenger RNA. RefSeq names its product bromodomain adjacent to zinc finger domain protein 2B-like. NCBI's taxonomy places the organism in Eukaryota, Metazoa, Chordata, Aves, Cariamiformes, Cariamidae. The record is from RefSeq and is a predicted model, not a curated record. Gene Ontology annotation, molecular function: protein binding; DNA binding.